AUGAAGGGCACAUUCAUCCUCUCCGGCCUUUUGGCCUCCACAGUCUCUGCUCACAUGCAGCUGAGCAAGCCCUACCCCAUCCGCAGUCCCUUGAACAAGGACGCCAAAGGCGAGAAGGACUACUCAUAUACCAACCCUCUAUCAAGCUCCGGUAGUGACUACCCAUGCAAAGGCUACGCCAAGGAUGAAUUCAAUGCCGUCGAUACCUGGGCGCCGGGUUCAUCCCAGGAGAUGGAGCUCGAGGGCAGUGCCACCCAUGACGGUGGCUCAUGUCAGCUUUCCCUGACCUACGAUCAGGGUAAGACCUUCAAGGUCAUCCAGUCUAUUGAAGGAGACUGCCCCAUCGCCAAGAAGUACAAUUUUGAUAUUCCCUCCGAUGCCCCUACUGGUGAAGCCCUCUUUGCCUGGACCUGGUUCAACAAGGUCGGCAACCGCGAGAUGUACAUGAACUGUGCCAUGGUCAACAUCGGUGGCUCCGGUGGCCGUGCUGCCAAUGACACAAACGACUCCGAGGAGAAGGCUAUUUCCAGGAACAUGCCCGAGAUGGCUGCUGAUGGCAGUCCUGCUGACAAAAUUAAGUCAGCGAUCGCUAAGGGUAAGGCUCUGGCUAAGGGACAGAUCAAGCCGAAGGAUCACACGAAGCCUACGGAUCAGGCCAAGACUACAGAUCAGGCCAAACCUACGGAUCAAACCAAGCCUAAGGACCACACGAAACAAAGCAAGGCUGCCGAUACCAGCUACGACAGCCUCCCUGACAUGUUCAUCGCCAACGUCGAUCAGGCUGGCAAGUGUGUCACCAUCGAGGGCGAGCCCGUCAACUUCCCCAAGCCCGGUCCCAAUGUUCUCGGCAAGGCUGAUGGAAAGGGCUACAAGUGCUCUGGCACUGCUCCCUUCCUCGGCGAUGACGAGUCCAACACCACUAAGAACGCUACCAGCACCACCAAAAACAAGACCAGCACCACCAAGAACGCUACCAGCACCGCCAAAAACAAUACCAGUGCCACCGAGGACGCUACCAGCACCGACAAGAAGAUGUCCAAGAUUGCCUCUUCUUUCGGUACUGCCACUGCCACUGGUGGUGCCCGUACCCUCUCCACCGAGGCCUCCACCAACAACCAGUUCAGCUCUUACGUUGGUCAAUGGACUUGCACCUCUGGCGAGAUCCUCUGCUCUCCUGAUGGCAUGUCAUUCGCCUUGUGCAACUACGGCCGUCCGGUCUUCAUGGGCUCCGUUGCUGCUGGCACUUGGUGCCGCGGGGGUGCUAUCACUGCCAAAUAUUAA
Messenger RNA from Penicillium arizonense, 1281 nucleotides. RefSeq names its product putative extracellular protein. Lineage: Eukaryota; Fungi; Ascomycota; Eurotiomycetes; Eurotiales; Aspergillaceae. Bases 1 to 1281 code for a protein of 426 amino acids. The transcript has a single exon. The record is from RefSeq and is a predicted model, not a curated record.